CUCAAGAAAACUAUGGCAGAUGUUGAGGCGGCACAGGCGACAACGAAGCGGAAGGUGUCUGUCCUACUUGCAGAGGCAGAGACUAUUGACCCGGAUCAAUAUGCAACCUACAAGCAAUUGAAGGCACUGGAGAAGCAACUUGAUGCUACGAUAGGUCGCCACGUUCGACGACUUCACAUGAGCACCCAGAAUCCGCCAAAGAUGGUCCGAAAAACCAUGAAGGUGUCUUUCUACUACUCAUUCGUACCAUCCAAGAAAUCCGACAGCAACAGCAGCGCUCCAUCCCCUUCAAGCGACGGAGAGCAAGUACACCGAACAGAACUGAUCGACGAUGGCGAGUGGACUUUUCGCGUCGAGGGCACGGUCAUGGACGGGAACACACCAUGGCCCACAACGAAGCGAUUUUCCAACUUUUUUCGUAAAGCCAUCCUGGAAUUGGACGAUCAACUGUAUCCUGGCUGCAAUCCCAUUGAGUGGUCUAGCUUUCGUUCAGGCGACGAGUCGGAUGGGUUUACGAUUACUCGUCCUGGGAAGAGAGGCUGUUGUGGUCACACGCUUCGGCUCCAACUGCUUCGCCACCAAAGCCCCGAGCGCUUUGUGCUAUCUCCGGACUUGUACGAAGUCCUGGCACCGUAUGUGAAGCCAACCCACGGCGCCGACGACUCUUUCGUCAAGGCCGACAUUUCGCUCGCGCUGUGGCAAUACAUCAAAGACAAAGACUUGAUGCAGGUUGACGGAUCCCGUGCCAUCUCAAACGAUGCCGCAUUCCAGCGCAUCUUUGAGUGCUCCGAACAACCCAUCCACGCGUUGAUGGGGAAACUCCAGAAGAAGCUCACCCCCGUUGGCCCCGUGUCCCUAGAGUUUGAUCUAAAGUUGGAUGAUGCCCACAAAGAUGAAGUGUGCCUCAGCACCAAGUCCUUCAGCAUCGAGGUACAAGCCGAAGAAGCAUUGCUCCAAACUCAAAUGGCCGCGCUCGCUUCUAUCGCGGCGCAUCGUAAAGACACGACGGACGAGCUCAACCAGCUUGAACUUCAGAUGGCAAACCUGGUGCGGCGCAUCAACUCUCACGUCGCCAACCGAUCAUGGAUGGCAAAGUUUGCUGAGGACCCUUCAGUGUUUAUGGACCAAGUCUUCGCGUCCCAAGCCGCCGAUGAGCAGAUUCUGUCGGCGGCACACCGAGAGUCGCCCGCGCACUUGCACGACCCGACUGUGUAUGAGCAGCCGUGGGUUCACAGCACGAUCGACAUGGUCGUUGCCCGAGAGACCGCACUCUAGCGUUUUCAGGAAAUGGAUGCUUAAGUGAUGAGGCAUUCGACUAGAUAUGGAUUCCAUUGCAACAGGUCUAGAUGUCUGCUGUGGGCAAUGGGGCUUGCGCGGACGACUGAUACGAACAUACAGAGAACGUGUCGUCGCCUUCGCAGUGCGAGCACGACGUGGUCGCAACGUCGGCGACUUCUUCAUGCUUGUCGGGGAUGUAGUCGUAGGCUAAGGAAGCAUAUCAUGCGCAUGUAGCAUCGAGAGAUGGCUAACCAGAGUACGUUUCAAUAAUGUCGUGCUUGGAGCGAUACAAAAUCGAGACGAAGGUUGCGUCGACUACGAAGUAUAUCAAGUUGAAAGCUCCCGCGAAGCCUGCCGCCACCGUAUGGUCCUCCAUGGUUGCAGAUGCAACCAACUA
Aphanomyces invadans is the source of this 1675-nucleotide messenger RNA. RefSeq lists its product as hypothetical. The record is from RefSeq and is a predicted model, not a curated record. Bases 13 to 1275 code for a protein of 420 amino acids. The transcript has 8 exons. Gene Ontology annotation, biological process: regulation of transcription by RNA polymerase II. NCBI's taxonomy places the organism in Eukaryota, Oomycota, Saprolegniomycetes, Saprolegniales, Verrucalvaceae. Gene Ontology annotation, cellular component: nucleus; SWI/SNF complex.